Messenger RNA from Maudiozyma saulgeensis, 993 nucleotides. Lineage: Eukaryota; Fungi; Ascomycota; Saccharomycetes; Saccharomycetales; Saccharomycetaceae. The record is from the annotation of a GenBank genome assembly.
AUGGCAAGAAAAUUGAAGGGGAAAUCCAAUUCAAAAGGGUUGAAAGCUGCAUUAGCUCAACAUAAGAUGCAAGAUGGUUUGAUUCAACAACAAAGAAAGAAACAACUGAAUGCGGAUAGACAAAAGGCUCAGAAAUCCAAGAAGACUAUGAGACAAGCUGCUGCUCAGAAACAACGCGAAGCAUCGGUGAUUCCAUUUCAAUCUGAUGAAACUUUACUAUUGAUAGGUGAAGGUGAUUUCUCAUUUGCUAGAUCUAUUGUUGAACAAGGUUAUAUGAAACCUGAAAAUUUAAUUGCAACAAGUUAUGAUGCGUCAAUUACAGAAUUGAAUUUGAAAUAUCCUAAUACUUUUCAAGAUAAUUAUGAUUUUUUGAUUGAAGAAGGUGUGAAGAUAUUAUUUCAAACUGAUGCUACUAAAUUAGUACGAUCAAUGAAAAUUUCAAAACAUACACCAUGGACAAAGAUUAUGGGACCAGAGUGGAGAAACAAAUAUUUAAAUAAUAUUAUGUUUAAUUUCCCACACACAGGGAAAGGUAUUAAAGAUCAAGACAGAAAUAUAAGAGACCAUCAAGAAUUAGUAUUUGGAUAUUUUGAUAGCAGUAAGCAACUAUUUUCUUUAGUCAACUCUCAUAUUAAAGGUACAAAAAACAAUCAUACUCUUGGUUAUAAUUUAGAAAAGACAGGUAAGAAUGCUAAUCCAGAUGGUAUUUCAGCAGAAGGUUAUGGGAAGACCCUACUAUCUGUAUUUGCUGGUGAACCUUACGAUUCAUGGCAAAUCAAGGCAUUAGCCAAAGAUAAUGGGUUAAUGCUAGAUAGUUCCAGUAAAUUUGCAUGGGAGAAUUAUCCUCAAUAUCAUCAUAAGAGAACUAACAGUGAACAAAAUACUACAAAACCGGCACACGAAAGAGAGGCAAGAACAUACAUUUUUAAGAAAUUUGAAAGAAAGAGAAAUAAUAGGCAAAAUAAUAGAGGUGAAGUUAGUGACGAAGAAUAA